GCUAUGAGAAGUAAUUGCUGGGCAGGGCUUCUUCUGUAACGUCUUCAGCCAUGGGGCUGGGCUGUAGGUAUUUUGUGGGCUUAGUGCUGCUCUGGUCCCUGGGGCCAGCCCUUGGGCAGGGGGACUUCCGCAGAAUCAGUUUUUCUGUCUUGCCACGUGGAUAUGAGUAUGACUGUGGAGACUAUGGGAUGCAGCUGCUGGUCUUUCCUAGCCAGGGCCGCACCGUCCGCUUUAAAGUUGUGGAUGAGUUUGGGACUCCCUUUGAAGUUACAAACUGCUCCAUCUGCCACCACUGGAUCACAUCUGGUGAGAAAGGGGAGGUGAUCUUCUCGGCUGGCUACAAUGGCUGCCAUGUGCUGAGGCAGGAUGGCCAUAGCCACCUGAGGGUCCGAGUGGAGGAACUACUGAGCACCGGGGCCAUCGCUGCCAGCCGUGACAUGAACAUGACCUGCCCCAAGCCCACUGAACAUGACUUAACCCCAGAGGAGACCAUGCGCUACGUGCCGCAGCCGGGCCUGGUGCGCCCGGUGCCCGUGCCGCAGCCGGGCCUGGUGCGCCCGGUGCCCGUGCCGCAGCCGGGCCUGGUGCGCCCGGUGCCCGUGCCGCAGCCGGGCCUGGUGCGCCCGGUGCCCGUGCCGCAGCCGGGCCUGGUGCGCCCGGUGCCCCACAUCUAUCCUCCUCCAAGCAGCAUAGGUGCCCAUCUCACACAGGAGCAGUGCCGUAUAGUGGCUGGGAAGAUCCCCUGUGCAGACACCCCAGGCCAAGCUGCUUGCAUCCAGGCUGGCUGCUGUUAUGAUGAGACUGACCCUACUACCCCCUGCUAUUAUGGCAACACAGUCACUGUUCAGUGCCUUGUGGAUGGUCACUUCAUUCUGGUGGUCUCCAGGGACAUGUCUGAUCACCCCAUCAUCCUGGACAGUGUCAGGCUAGCCUAUGCCCAAACAGGAUGUGAUCCCAUCAGAAUGACAGAGGCUUUUGUGAUCUUCCGCUUCCCCCUCAUGCAGUGUGGCACCACGGUCCAGGUGAUCCAUGACAAACUGAUCUAUGAGAACCAGCUGAUCUCUGGUAUCGACAUCCAGACUGGGCCAGAUGGCUCCAUCACCCGGGACAGCACCUUCAUCCUCCAUGCUCGCUGCAUCUACAAUGCCAGUGACUUCCUGCCAGUCCAGGUGGAGGUCUUCUUGCCCCCCACACCUGCUCCAGUCACCCAGGCCGGACUCCUCCGGCUUGAGCUACGCAUUGCCACAGAUGUGAGCUAUGCAUCCUAUCUCACAGAGAGAGACUAUCCUGUGGUGAAGGUACUCAGGGACCCUGUCUACAUGGAGGUUCGCAUCCUGCAGAGAACAGACCCAUCCCUGGUUCUGGUUCUUCACCAGUGUUGGGCUACCCCAAGCACUAACCCCCUGCAGCAGCCACAGUGGCCCAUCCUGGUGGACGGGUGCCCAUUCCUGGGAGACAACUACAGAACCCAGCUUGUGCCCGUGGUCACUGCCUCAUCUGAGCUGCCCUUCCCAACUCACCACCAGCGCUUCAUCCUCUCCACCUUUGCCUUUGUGGACUCUGCCUCCCAGGUGGUGCUUGAUGGACAGGUGUACAUUUACUGUAGUGCCUCUGCUUGCUACCCCUCCCAGCUAGAGCCCUGCAGGACCACAUGCCCAUCAGCUGCUACCACAAGAGGCCGCCGGUUCCUGGAUGUCAACAAUGGGACAGAGCCCCAGGACCUGGUGAGUUCUCAUGGCCCCGUGAUCUUCCAGGAGAGCCCUGAGCCAUGGAGAGGACAAGUCUAUGAGAAAAAGGACCCUGUCUCCAGACUCAACCUGACCCUGGUGCUUCUGGCCAUGCUCUCACUGGUGGUUGUGGUUUCCCUCAUUACUGUGACACUCUUCCAUAGGAGAAGCAGCUGGAUGACAAGGUCCCAAAUAUUGCAUGGCAGAUAAUUGUAAAAUAAGGGUGGGGAAAAAUAAAAUCUCUGGAUUGCACUAA
Messenger RNA from Mauremys reevesii (Reeves's turtle), 1983 nucleotides. Its product is annotated as zona pellucida sperm-binding protein 1-like. Bases 51 to 1937 code for a protein of 628 amino acids. The transcript has 13 exons. Gene Ontology annotation, molecular function: structural constituent of egg coat; acrosin binding. NCBI's taxonomy places the organism in Eukaryota, Metazoa, Chordata, Testudines, Geoemydidae. Gene Ontology annotation, biological process: prevention of polyspermy; binding of sperm to zona pellucida. Gene Ontology annotation, cellular component: egg coat. The record is from RefSeq and is a predicted model, not a curated record.